Molecule: messenger RNA, 1347 nt
Organism: Photinus pyralis (common eastern firefly)
Lineage: Eukaryota; Metazoa; Arthropoda; Insecta; Coleoptera; Lampyridae
Product: protein FAM50 homolog
Exons: 6
Coding region: 207-1247 (346 amino acids)
Biological process (GO): chromatin organization
Cellular component (GO): nucleus
Source: RefSeq, a predicted model, not a curated record
GCACACUUUUAGGUUAAGUCAAGUGUUGUCAAAAUAAUUUUUCGUUCACAAAAAGAUAUCGUGUUUAGCAUUUGUAAGAAAAAUUUUAUUUGCUGAAUUUCUGGUUUACAGUAGUAUAUAUAUGCAGUUUGUAUUUUAUUGAUAACUUUCAUUUCAAUUACGAACAGAUUAUAACCCAUCUUAAGUUUCCUAAAGCAUAAAUAACAAUGGCCCAUUAUAAAGGAGCAGCUAGCGAAGCGGGGAGAGCCAUGCAACUUAUGAAAAAACGAGAACAACAAAUGCAAGACAUUGAGAUUCGUAAGAAGAAGAUUGAGGAAGAUCUAAAGUUAAACAAUAUUGAAAAUAAAUUUGCGACUCAUUAUGAUGCAGUGGAGCAACAACUUAAGAGCUCAACAAUCGGUUUGGUUACACUCGAUGAAAUGAAAGCGAAGCAAGAAAACAUUGUGAAAGAAAGAGAGAAAAAGUUGGCACAGAAGCAAGCGGAAAAAGAACGAGAGCGACAAAAGCAGUUGGAGGCAAAACAGGCGGAAAAAAAUAAGCAAAAACGGCAGAUUCAAGCAUUAUCGUUUACCCUAAACGAUGAGGAGGAAUGCGAGGAGGAACCAAAAGAAAAAAAACCAUGGAGAACAGAAUAUGAUGAAAAUGAUGUAAAUGUGAAAUUAUCGAAGAAGAUUAAAAAAGAUCCUAACGUAGACACUAGUUUCUUACCUGAUCGCGAAAGGGAGGAGGAGGAAAAUAGGUUGCGCGAGGAGCUGAGACAGGAGUGGGCUGCACAACAGCAAGAGCUCAAGGAGGAGGAAAUUGAUAUUACUUUUAGUUAUUGGGAUGGUUCUGGUCAUAGAAGGACAGUUCGGAUGAAGAAAGGAAAUUCGGUAUACAACUUCUUGCAAAAAGUUUUGGAAUUACUUCGUAAGGAAUUCUCAGAGUUGAAAACAGUAAUGGCCGAUCAACUAAUGUAUGUGAAAGAAGACCUGAUACUACCUCACCAUUACACAUUUUAUGAUUUUAUAGUCACAAAAGCACGAGGAAAAAGUGGGCCUCUGUUUCAGUUUGAUGUGCACGAUGAUGUACGUAUGGUAAGCGAUGCGUCGAUCGAAAAAGAAGACUCGCACGCCGGAAAGGUUCUAAUGCGUAGCUGGUAUGAACGAAAUAAACACAUAUUUCCGGCAAGUCGUUGGGAACCGUACGAUCCCACCAAAAGCUACGAUAAAUAUACUGUAUCGGAUAAAACAAAAAAGCCGCCAUAACAUAUAGAGUAAUAACGAAGUAGUUCAAUUUUGAUGCACAAUUUUAAUUGUUUACAUUUGUAUAUAAUUGAAUAAGAAUAAACUACGUUGUUCGCAGAAA